AAAUAGUGUGAAAUACUACUAAAAGAGUAGAUUUCAGUCAAUGAAUGACUCAAUCAUUGAAUCAGUUUAUGAUUACAACAAAAACAUAAUAUUUAAUAAAACAAUUGUUUUUGUGAUAAUUUGUUUCAACAAUUGAUCCGACAAUUCAAUCACUAAUUUGUGUGUCUAGUCGUCGYUCAGUUGAUCCAAACCUCACACUUGCCUUAAUCGCUGUCACUUCCCAUCAAAAAUGAACUUUUUCGGCAAAAAACAAACGCCAGACGAGAUAAUCAGACAACAGAAUCGUGAAUUAAGAAGAGCUCAAAGAGAUGUUGACAGAAGUCGUACGGAUAUUGAGAAACAGGAGAAACAAUUGGAGAUCCAAAUCAAGAAAGCGGCCAAAGAAGGCAACAAACAGUUGUGUACAACACUCGCCAAACAAUUGGUUCAAUUAAGGAAAUCCAAGACACGAACGGUUGCUGUCGGCGCCAAUAUCGGUGCUAUUGGAUCACAGACUAAGGUGAUUCAAGCAAACAAUAAGAUGGCUCAAGCAAUGGCCACAACCACUAAGACUAUGAGUCAAAUGAACGCUCAACUAAAACCACAACAGAUAAUGAAGACUAUGCAAGACUUUGAGAAAGAAAAUCAAAUGAUGUCAAUGAAGGAAGAGAUGAUUGAAGACACACUUAAUGGUAUAUUAGAUGAAUCGGGAGAUGAGGAAGAACAGGAUGCUGUKGUGGCUAAGGUAUUGGAUGAGAUCGGCAUUGAGAUCACCGGAAAGUUGGCUAACGCGCCGACGCCGUCCCGAGAUUUGGCCUCAACUUCUAAAGUAUCCGAUAGUGAAAUAGAGGCACAAUUGGCUAAACUUAAGAUGUAGUUAUCAUUAAAUGAUAACUUAAAUAAAAAUUUAGUACUAAUAUAAUUGAGUUCAUAUUUAGUUUAUAUAUAUUUAUAUUUACAGUAGAAAGUCUUUAAAUAAUCA
Oppia nitens is the source of this 961-nucleotide messenger RNA. RefSeq names its product charged multivesicular body protein 2b-like (gene CHMP2B). Lineage: Eukaryota; Metazoa; Arthropoda; Arachnida; Sarcoptiformes; Oppiidae. The coding region runs from base 230 to 856 and encodes 208 amino acids. The record is from RefSeq and is a predicted model, not a curated record. Gene Ontology annotation, cellular component: multivesicular body; ESCRT III complex. The transcript is spliced from 6 exons. Gene Ontology annotation, biological process: endosome transport via multivesicular body sorting pathway; late endosome to vacuole transport; protein transport.